AAGUUGAGGAGAGCACAUCAGCCACACAAGUAGUUUCACAGAGCAUACAGAGCACUACCAGAGGGGUGAAGCAGGGUUGGAGUCAAGUGUAGCCCCAAAGAAUGAAUCUCUAACCAAGGGAACUCCCGUUUAACAUACAAGAACAGUUCACAUAAGUCUUUACAGACAACAUAGAGAGGGAAGAACAAUUCAGCAGCCACAGAAGGAACAGGCGUAAUAUACAGUGCAACGGCAGAGGCAGGAAGUAUUAUCCUCUUCGGGAGGUAACCGCGCAAAGGAAGAGGCAACGUCAUACUGUGAGGGUUAGUGGUGUGGAAACCAAAAACAUGGCUGGAAUCAAGACAUCAAGUGGAGACUAUAUAGAUUCGUCCUGGGAACUGAAAGUUUAUAUGCAUAAGCUAGAAGAUGAAGCUGACCCAGUGACACUCAGGGUGACGGGUGACACUCACAUUGGAGGAGUCAUGUUGCAGGUGGUGGAAAAAAUAGGGAAAACACAGGACUGGUCCGACUAUGCCCUCUGGUGGAAGCAAAAACGCCAAUGGCUGUUGAAGACUAAUUGGACACUUGACAAAUAUGGGAUUUUGGCUGAUGCACUCCUCCAUUUCACUCCUCAACACAAGCCAGUUAUCUUAUCUUUACCCAACCAGCGUUCACUAAGGAUCCGGGUUUCCUUCUCUAGUACCACAUUUAGUGCAUGUGCUGAGGUUUGCAAAGUGCUGGGUAUCAGGCACCCAGAAGAGCUUUCCUUCCUGAGGACACCUGAGGAGCGUGAGAAAAAGAAGAAGAAAGAGAAAGAUCAAGUGACUCAAGAGAUAUUUGAUCUAACCUCCUUUCAGCCUGUUUCUGAUUCAGCAACACAACUAAUUUUGGGAGGAAUUCCAUCUCAUUUCACUACAAGCCCAGAGGCACAAGAGAGUUACCGUGCACUGUCAGUCUGCCAGACUGGAUUAACCCCUGAGGAUAUACAGAAGAGAUCCAAACCUAUCUCUGUGACCGAUAAAACUUUAGUACACGGCAGGUGGCUGGACUCUUCUAAGUCUCUGAUGCAACAGGGGAUACAAGAAGGCGACAGGCUAUGGCUGCAAUUUAAAUAUUAUACAUUCCAUGAUAUUGAUCCAAAGAUGGAUAUUGUACGCAUUAACUUGCUAUUCGAGCAGGCGCGGUGGGCUGUGCUGCUUGAAGAAACAGAGUGUACAGAAGAGGAAAUGAUGGUGUUUGCUGCUUUACAGUACCACGUGAACAAGUUAUCAGUUAACUCAAACCCAAUGGAUAUGACCCCAGACCCAGCCCUGCAGGAUUUGGAGGAAGCACUUUCACAUCUGGAGGUCAAGCUGGAGGCAUCUACUCCCAACGACGCCCUGGAAGACAUCCUUAUUGAACCAGAGCUGGAGGAAUAUCUGCGAGUGUUCAGACCACGGAAAAUGACUCUGAAGGGCUAUAAACAGAACUGGGUGCAGCUGAAAAGUACCAAUCUGUCAUGUUAUAAAACCAAAGAAGAGGCCAAAGGGGAGCCAUUGCUUGUACUGGGACUAAAGGGGUGUGAAGUUGUACCUGAGGUUAACAUUUCCUCUCAGAAGUUCUGUAUCAGACUGGUAGUCCCAUCCACGGAGGGAAUGAAUGAAGUUUCUCUGCGCUGUGAAGAUGAACAACAAUAUGCCCACUGGAUGGCUGGCUGUCGCUUGGCAGCAAAAGGUCGUACAAUGGGUGACCCAUCAUAUAAAGAUGAAGUACAGAAUAUUUUGUCCUUCCUCAAACUCCAGAAAUCCAGCUCCCAAACAUCUAGCACCAUGUCAAUCGAUUCUGUCAAUAUGCAUGCCUUGGUGUCACCAAGAUACCAGAAGAAACUCAAACCCAAGCAAUUAACGCCGCGGAUCUUAGAGGCAUAUCAAAAUAUUGCACAGCUCUCUCUCAUAGAUGCCAAGCUACGCUUUAUUCAGUCCUGGCAAUCACUUCCCGACUUUGGACUUUCAUACUUCCUUGUAAGAUUUAAAGGUGCCCGUCGAGAUGAGAUAUUAGGCAUUGCCAGCAAUCGUCUGAUACGCAUUGACCUGGGUGUUGGAGAUGUGGUCAAAACAUGGAUGUACAGCAAUAUGAAACAAUGGAAUGUCAACUGGGACAUAAGACAAGUUUCCAUAGAAUUCACCGAGAAUAUAAAUGUAGCCUUCACCUGCAUUUCUGCACCAUGCAAAGUCAUACACGAGUACAUUGGUGGCUAUAUUUUCAUGUCCACACGUGGUAAGGAUGGAGGAUCAAAGGGACUGAAUGAAGAACUCUUCUAUAAGCUGACGGGUGGCCACGAAGCUCUUUAA
This is a messenger RNA of Spea bombifrons (plains spadefoot toad), 2309 nucleotides long. RefSeq names its product FERM domain containing kindlin 3 (gene FERMT3). Gene Ontology annotation, biological process: integrin activation; regulation of cell-cell adhesion mediated by integrin; platelet aggregation. NCBI's taxonomy places the organism in Eukaryota, Metazoa, Chordata, Amphibia, Anura, Pelobatidae. The coding region runs from base 327 to 2309 and encodes 660 amino acids. Gene Ontology annotation, cellular component: cell-substrate junction. The transcript is spliced from 16 exons. Gene Ontology annotation, molecular function: integrin binding. The record is from RefSeq and is a predicted model, not a curated record.